AUGGAACCCAACCUGGGCGCCCAGAGGACGACGAUUAUGUGGUACAUCUAUGAUCAUCAUAGAUCUACAAAGGAUGAAUUGAUCUUCUUCUGUGUUGGCAGGGAGCUCGGUGAUGAGGUGGUAGUAGAUCUAUCGAGGAUCUCCCGGCUUGUCAGCUACUGA
Molecule: messenger RNA, 162 nt
Organism: Plenodomus lingam JN3
Lineage: Eukaryota; Fungi; Ascomycota; Dothideomycetes; Pleosporales; Leptosphaeriaceae
Source: RefSeq, a predicted model, not a curated record